UCCAAAAAUUAAAAUCAAAUUGGCCUAAAGAAUGUAGAAGAAGAAAGAACACAGCUUGGCAGUGAGAGCUUCAAAAAAUGGAAGGCGCCAGCUUCUACCGUUCAACCUAAGCUUCGCAGUUAGUAGGAUUAGAGGUUUCAAUCGUUAAUUUUCUUGCCCACUCACUGAGCAACCUUCGCAAUCCGAUUUCUCCUGCAAACUAAUUUGCAAUCCUUCUACAAUCAAAUCGGUUAGUUAAUCUUCGAAUUCCUGUUUCUCGAUUUCCUUCGAUUUGCAUCUGAAUUGGGCUGCCAAUCAAUUGAAGAAUAAUUUCUUGAAUUUAUAUAUCAAUCACGAAACUCUGAUUUGUGCGAAAACCAUGAGGUUUUUGCCAUAUCGUAGAUUUUCCACUCUGCUGGGCUCUGUAGCCAGAACUUCUGCUUCUGUAAACCCUAAAUUGGAUGUAAGUUUAGGGAAAAGGAAUUGGAAAUCAAUUCCAAUACCUCAUCGAUCAAUCCCCGAACCCAGAGGACAAGACCUUGAUUUUGUUAACGUGGUACAUAGCCAUCUGAUUCAUUCGGAUUGGACUAAACUUGAUUGUUUGUCAUUGGGUCUGACAGCAUUCAGAGUCAAACACAUUCUACUGAAAACCCAGAGGGACUAUGUACUUUCGCUCGAGUUCUUCAAUUGGGUUUCGACUCAAAAUCCUUCUUCUCUUACCCUUGAGACUCAUUGCAUAAUCCUUCAUAUACUUGCUAAACAUAGAAAAUUUAAAUCUGCAGAAUCAAUUUUGAGGAGUAUGAUAGAAUCCUGCUCUGUUGACUUUCCUUCUAAGUUGUUUGAAUCUUUACUGUACUCCUACCGACUGUGUGAUUCUUCCCGGCAUGUUUUUGAUCUGCUUUUCAAGACUUUUGCUCAUUUGAAGAAGUUUAGAUAUGCCUCUGAUACAUUUUGUAAGAUGAAGGAUUAUGGAUUUUUACCCACUGUGGAGUCAUGUAAUGCAUUUCUCAGCUCCUUGCUUAAUUUCAACAGGGGUGAUAUUGCAUUGGCGUUUUAUGGGGAAAUGCGGCGUAGUCGAAUUUCCCCAAAUUCAUAUACACUCAACAUGGUUAUUUGUGCUUCCUGUAAAUUGGGAAGAUUAGAUCAGGCUACUCAGGUGUUUGAGGAAAUGGGAACCAUGGGGUUUUCUCCUAAUGUUGCAUCAUAUAAUACACUUAUUUCUGGCUACUGCAAUAAAGGUCUUCUGAGCUCAGCCAUGAAGCUUAGAAGUGCAAUGGAAAAAAAUGGAGUUCCUCCAGAUGUUGUUACAUUUAAUACACUUAUCAAUGGGUUCUGCAAGGAUGGGAAGCUACAAGAAGCAAGUAAAUUAUUUGGUGAGAUGAAAGGGAUGAGUUUAUCUCCUACUACUAUCACCUACAACAUUUUGAUAAAUGGCUACAACAAAGUGGGAAAUGGUGAGAUGGGAAAUCGACUUUUUGAAGAGAUGUCAAGGUUUCAAGUUAAAGCCGAUAUCCUUACUUACAAUGCCCUGAUCUUGGGACUGUGCAAAGAGGGGAAGACAAAGAAAGCUGCAUAUCUGGUUAGAGAGCUUGAUGAGAAGAGUCUUGUCCCGAAUGCUUCAACCUUUUCUGCUCUAAUUUAUGGGGAAUGUGUACAGAAGAAGUCGGAGCGUGCAUUUCAAAUAUAUAAAUGCAUGAUAAAAAGUGGUUUUAUUCCUUGCGAUCAGACCUUCAGGAUGUUGCUGUCUACUUUCUGUGAGAAUGAGGAUUAUGAUGGAGCAGUCCAAUUAUUGAAGGAAAUGUUGAGGAGACACAAGGCUCCUUAUUUGAAUAACUUAUACGAGCUUUGUGCUGGACUUGGCCAGUGUGGAAAAGUUCAAACAGCUAUAUUGUUAUGCAGUGAGUUGGAAGCUCAACAUCUCUUGCCAGAAGGUUUGGACAAACUCAAAGCAUUUGGUUUGUUGCACGAUAACAAAGAUGCAUUGGAUAGUUAACGAUUUAUGUUCUGUGUAUCGUUUUGGUAGAGUUAUCGACAUGGGAUUUAUGAGAAAUCCUUUCUGGUUCUAUAUUCCAAAAGGAUCAAACUGCCUCGUGAUCCAACUGCAAUAACUCACCUGAGCUUCUUCUGCUUAUGCAAGAUACAAAAUACAGCUACAUUUCGGACUUGGAGAUAAAGGCAAAAGACAAUGAUGAACUAAAAUCCAACUCAAAGUUUCCUAUAGGUAAGACUUGAUGGUGCCUCCGUCGACUUGAAACAUACCAGAUUCAUAUUGACUUUUGUUGAUCAGUUGAUUCAUAGUUUUCUGUCAAUAGCUCUAUAUCAAAUGAUUCAAUCCAAGUCAAUUACCAAUGUGAAGGAACUAUGUAUCUUAUGUUACGCUUGGAAUGUGUAUCCUUGCCUUGUCUUUCAUCCCAUGGAACUUUCAUGGGCUUUAACUCUGUCAAUGUUCGACAGUGGAGGAUUUAUUGGUCACUGAUGCUGUUUCUGUGGCAACGUGGUCUUUUUCAAUAGUGGACAAUUUGAUGGCUACGAAGCAUCUCAAAACCUUCACUUCUCCAACAUCAAUGGAAUUUGAACGGUUCGGUUGGAAAUCAACUUUCAAGUUAGAUUGGUUUAGUUAUCAUUCUUAAAAAACCAAUGCUGUUGGUUUAUCAGUUUAGUUGAAAAAUCAUUGUACAUUCCUUCGUACUACUGAAAGUGGAUCAUUUGAACCAUGAUAAAGCAACCAACUAAAUUGUUGCUAGUUGAGUUGAUAUUAAUGUAGAAUACUAUUUGGGUUCCAUCU
This is a messenger RNA of Benincasa hispida (wax gourd), 2764 nucleotides long. RefSeq names its product Tetratricopeptide repeat (TPR)-like superfamily protein. Gene Ontology annotation, molecular function: protein binding. The record is from RefSeq and is a predicted model, not a curated record. Lineage: Eukaryota; Viridiplantae; Streptophyta; Magnoliopsida; Cucurbitales; Cucurbitaceae.